Molecule: messenger RNA, 2555 nt
Organism: Bactrocera tryoni
Lineage: Eukaryota; Metazoa; Arthropoda; Insecta; Diptera; Tephritidae
Product: UDP-glycosyltransferase UGT5-like
Exons: 3
Coding region: 193-1755 (520 amino acids)
Molecular function (GO): UDP-glycosyltransferase activity
Source: RefSeq, a predicted model, not a curated record
CUCUUAAAACGAGCAACAUUCGCUAAGGUUACUCAAAUUUCGCAGUGAUCGUCGCAGUAGUUUAUUGUAGUUUUUAAGUCCGUGAUACUGCGAGAAUAUCAGAACAUUUAUUCUAAUUAAGUAACACUAAACAGUUUGCAUAAAUUCCACUUUGUGAAUAUUGUGCUUUUGUAGUGAGUGUCAAAUAAAUAAAUGCACUUUCCUAGUGUCAUUUUUAUGGCCACAGCUUUGCUGUGUGCCGCCAAUGUGCAGGCCUACCGCUACUUGGCCAUUAUGCCUACCGGCGCCAGAUCACAUCACAUCGUCGGCUCAGCGCUAAUGAAGGAGUUGGCACGUAGAGGUCACCAGGUGACUGUCAUUUCACCAUUUCCACUAAAGAAACCGAUGGAGAAUUAUAUUGACAUAGAAAUACCCACUAUUAAGGCAGUCAUGGACAACACCGCAUCUGCUCUUCUGAAAACUACUGAGAAAACUGUUGUGGAAAAUGUGCGAGGUUUUUAUGAAAUGGGUCUUAAUAUGACCCGCAUAUUCCUAGAGGAGAACAAUGUUAAAGCGCUUCUUGCUAGUAAUCAAACCUUCGAUGCGAUUAUAUGUGAAAUUUUUCUCUCUGAAGCGCUUUAUGGACUAAGUGAACAUUACAAUGUUCCACUAAUAGGUCUAGGCACCUUCGGCGCCCAUGCCUGGAACACAGAUAUGGUCGGCUCACCCAGCCCACCUUCGUAUGUGGCAAACUCUCUGCUGCCGUUCAAUGAGCACAUGACGCUGUGGCAACGUGUGGGUAACUUUGCAUUUGGCAUUUUCGAACGUCUGUUGCUCGAUCUAUACUAUUUGCCGAAACAAGCAGCUAUAUAUAAGGAAUACUUUCCUAACAACAAACGUGAUAUGUACGAGGUGCGUCGCAACGCUGCCUUAGUGCUGCUCAAUCAGCAUGUCUCGCUGAGUUUCUCACGUCCUUACGUCCAUAAUCAGAUCGAAGUUGGUGGCAUGCAUAUUAAUCGAAAACGCUCACCACUACCAGCCGAUUUGGAACGAUUCAUCAAUGAAUCGAAACAUGGAGUCAUCUAUUUCUCAAUGGGUUCCAAUGUGCGUAGCAAAUUUUUGCCUUCGGAUAAGCGACAGGCAAUACUUGACACAUUCCGUGGAUUGAAACAGCGUGUUCUUUGGAAAUUCGAGGAUCCAAAACUCGAAGGUAAACCGGAUAAUGUUUAUAUUAGUGAAUGGUUUCCACAGGACGACAUUUUGGCACAUCCGAAUGUAAAAUUCUUCAUUACACAUGGCGGUUUACUCAGUACAACUGAGUCCAUUUAUCAUGGCAAGCCUUUUAUUGGCAUACCGAUUUUUGGCGAUCAGUUCCUCAAUAUGAAUCGUGCCGAAACUGGCGGCUAUGGUAUAGGUGUGGAUUACAAUGGUUUCACGAAAGAGAAAUUCAAGUCGGCCAUUGAGCGCAUGUUGAAUGAUGAGAGCUAUACGAAACGUGUAGCGGAUAUAUCAGCGCAAUAUCGCGAUCAGCCAACGAACCCCUUGGACUUGGCGGUCUAUUGGGUAGAAUAUGUGGUGAGGCAUAAGGGUGCAAGGCAUUUACACUGCGCCGGACAAGAUUUGAACUUCAUACAAUAUCAUAGUAUUGAUAGCAUGUUGAUCAUAUUUGGUGGUUUGACUUUCGUGCUGCUGCUGAUCUUGCUGCUGAUACGUUCUGUAUGGGGUUGGCUACAAUUUGCGCUUGUGCGUAAGGAUAUCAAAAAGAAGACGCACUAAAAUGUGAGAAUUAAUUUAAAAUGUUUCAAAGAUUGUAAUAGUGAAAACGUGUUGUAUUUAAUGCUUAUUUUAUUGAAAUUGCCUGUUCAUAAUUAAUAAGCUAACCUUAGUGAUAAUAACUUAACGUAAUGAAUCAAAGCAAAAUAAUGAUGAUUUUUAUUUUGUUCUAAGUUGUUGUAAUACAUAUAAUUGAUGUGCUCUGGUUGUUUUCAGUUGUUUGUGAGAUAGUUGAAAUCAAUCAAAGCGAUGAUAAUGAUUCCGCUUGAUACUGGCUUUCGGUUUACGGAUUUAGAGUUAAGGUAUAAUGAGACACGUUGCGCUUAUUGUGUCGUUUGUGUAGUUCACGUUGAACUCUUUCAUCGUCAUGUCACGCAAUGGUUUGGUUAUCAUAAAAUCUCGUGCUACGUUUUUGAUUUUUGCAAGCUCUAGCAGUUUCUCACCUGUCCACUCGGACAUAUUAAUUAUCUCAAUACUAGUAUUUAUUUAGCAAAAAACAAAUGUUCGUUAACGGGCUUUAAUUAAUUUUAUAAGCAAAUCCGUUAUCAUUAAGAGAGUGUGCCUUGUGUCAUGCUAAUUUGCAUAAUAAUAAUACUUAAUUAUGAAGUAAGUUCGCUGUGGCACAUGCUAUCAAUGCAACUAGUUGCCUUUAGCGCGUUUCAGAUGCAGAGGCUGUAAAAGAGCAGAGGAGAGCAUAAGUGCGCUUUGAAUAUCGGUCAAUCAUCAUUUAAAUAAAUAACAGCAUAUCUGUAUUGUCAUUGCUCAGUCAAUUCCUAUUCUUACAAAGCACAACACAAAAUAAA